Homo sapiens (human) is the source of this 2880-nucleotide messenger RNA. It is a transcript of the gene TMEM72, whose product is annotated as transmembrane protein 72. Bases 177 to 1004 code for a protein of 275 amino acids. Gene Ontology annotation, cellular component: cytoplasm; plasma membrane; nucleus. NCBI's taxonomy places the organism in Eukaryota, Metazoa, Chordata, Mammalia, Primates, Hominidae. The record is from RefSeq and is marked reviewed. The transcript is spliced from 5 exons.
GAGCCCUAUUCACACCUCGGCCAGGCUGCGGUGGCCAGGACUGGUUUGGGAAGGCAGGGCCCCGGUGUGCAGCCACAGCCAGCAGCCUCCUACCUACACAAGGGUGUUCGGGAGCAUCUCAGGGCCGAAGACUUUGCUGCCUGCCCUGCCAGGACUUUGUCCUCACCCCUGGCACCAUGCAGCUCCAGGUGUUCUGGACUGGGCUGGAAUACACCUGCCGGCUCCUGGGCAUCACCACUGCUGCAGUGUUGAUCGGCGUGGGCACUGAGACCUUCCUCCAGGGCCAGUUCAAAAGCCUGGCUUUCUAUCUGCUGUUUACAGGAGCCGCUGUCUCCAUAUGUGAAGGGGCCUACUUUGUGGCUCAGCUGCUGGCCAUCUGCUUCCAGUGUCAACCAGGGUCCCUGGCAGACAGAGUAAGGGAGAAAGCCCACUGGCUGGGCUGCUUCCAGAAGUUCCUGGCCUACCUGCUGCUGUCGGUGGCCUGCUUCCUCCACCCGGUCCUGGUCUGGCACGUGACCAUCCCAGGCUCCAUGCUCAUCAUCACCGGCCUGGCCUACUUCCUUCUGAGCAAGCGGAAGAAGAGGAAAGCUGCCCCCGAGGUGCUGGCCUCCCCAGAGCAGUACACAGACCCCUCUAGCAGCGCUGUGAGCACCACCGGCUCUGGGGACACAGAGCAAACCUACACUUUCCAUGGGGCCCUCAAGGAGGGGCCCAGCUCCCUUUUCAUCCACAUGAAGAGUAUCCUGAAGGGGACUAAGAAGCCCAGUGCCCUCCAGCCCCCCAACACCCUGAUGGAGCUGAGCCUGGAGCCAGCCGACUCCCUGGCCAAGAAGAAGCAGGUGCACUUUGAAGACAACUUGGUCCGCAUAGUCCCCUCCCUCGCCGAAGGUCUGGAUGAUGGGGACAGUGAGCCAGAGGAGACCACCUCUGACACGACACCCAUCAUUCCCCCUCCCCAGGCCCCACUCUUCCUGUCAUCUCUUACAGCCACCGGCCUGUUCUGAGCGCUUGCUCCAGCCUGGAGGACGCUCAGUGAGGGGUCUACCUAGCUCAAUGGCCCUCCCUGGAGUUUCAGGGUCUUCUCUGGUCAGCUUUUCAAGGGGUAACCAGACACCCCCACACUGGCUGGGCCCCUGAGGCCAUCAGGAGGUGUGACUGGCCAGCAUUUCUGGAGAGGCCUCGAGGGAGGCACAAACAAGGCUCACGCCACCUCAAGCCAGCACAAGCUCCUUCCUCCUGGCCACAGGUGGGGAAACCCUUAUGCUUCCCCAACAAGACCAUCACUGCCACUGCGCACGAGGCUGCAGGUGCCAUUGACUCAGCCCAGAAGGGACAGAGGAUGUCUGCCCAGCAAAAGCCUCUGGGCUUUUCUUACUCCCAACCCAGGGCACAACACUCAGUGAGGAACCUAUGGUCCACCCAUCUCUGCAGGCCCAGGGAAGUGUCAGUAACUUAAGCAUCUCUAAGGCAGAGAAGGUGGCUGUGGGUCUUGACCAACCAAGACUGCUCAGGGUCGGGAGGGGAGGCUGCAGGCCUCUGGUGGGAGCAGCCGGGCCGUGGGCCACAUUCUCUGCAUGCUCUAGGGCUGGGGCUGAGCUGCUCAGGAAAACAAUGCCGCUCUGUGCUCACUGUGGGAAAGCCAGGCCAGAUGAGCAAAGCUCAUUCCAGAAACAUGGCUGGGGACUUCCAGCCUCCUUACCACAUGGCCUUUCCAAGAUUCCAGGUUGAUGAUGCAAACUGAACGCAGUGAAUGCCAGGGCCCAGAAGGCAAUGUCUGCUGUGGGCAGGACCACAGAGGCUGCCCAGGGGUGGCACAGCACAGAGAAGUGUCAGUGCCGUGUUUAGGCACUUGGUAGCAGAAUAGGUGAUAAAUAUAAAUGUCUUCAAAAUGAAAGGAAGUGAGGGGGGAAGAAGAGGAGGGAAAAUGGGAGGAUAGGAGGAAGUGGGCAGGCAGGCAAGUUCUCUGCCAUGGGGCCACGGAAGUGACAGUUAACCCAGAAGGAACAAAGACAUCUGAAUCAGAUAUUCCUUUGUAAAUCUGUAAAGGAUUUGCAAUAUAGGCUUUACUUCUAAAAAUUGUUGUCGGGUCCAUGAGGCUGUUGCCAGGAAGAGCACACACACCAUUCUUCAUGGCAACUGCAGUGAGGGAGCAGUCAGGAGGAAGAGUCCUGUGGCUUCUCAGUCCCUGUGGAGGCUAACGCAAAGCUCUGUAGAACAAGCCUUAGAGUGCAUGCUCUAUGGUCUAAUGAGAAACUUGUGUUUGUGCUUGCACACGUUUCAAUGUUCCCUACAGGAUAUUUUACAAAGGUAUGAAAAUAAUGGCCAACCAGAAGCUAGUAUCAGUUUGGGGCCUAAAUGCAGCAGGUGUUCCUGAUAAGCAGAUAAGCAGAGCUCUUCCUGCAGUAGCCCAGGUCUCACCAAAUGACAAAUGGCUAAUCAAGACACUCCUGCAAGCCCUUGAUGGUGAGAGCUGCAGAGCUGUUUCUUCAGCUGCCAUCAAGGCAGGACCUCAGGACCUGACUGUCUACAGUCAGGGAAUAGUGAACAAUAUGGGAUAUGGGUAUAGGUAGGUGGUAGACAAGGAUCGUGCCCCAUGGCUGAUGGGCCGGGUGUCUCAGGCAGGCCCCCUGUGCACAGAAAGAGCCUAAGUGCAGAGAAGCCAGGCAUCUUUCCCCUGUCAACUGUGGAAGGGGAAUGUGAUGGCCACAGACACCCUCAUGGCACAGACAUGGCCAGCCUCUGACGUUCCUCUGCAUCAGAGUAGUUCUGUCCUCGAAGCCCCAGUCAGCAGAGCUGGAUGACCAGAUCGCAAGAAGCAAACCAGAAAGUGUGAUGGCAGAGAUGUCAGAUCCCGUUUAAUAAACACUUCAGUAAACCCAA